This is a messenger RNA of Arachis ipaensis, 831 nucleotides long. RefSeq lists its product as uncharacterized. NCBI's taxonomy places the organism in Eukaryota, Viridiplantae, Streptophyta, Magnoliopsida, Fabales, Fabaceae. The record is from RefSeq and is a predicted model, not a curated record. Gene Ontology annotation, molecular function: nucleic acid binding; RNA-DNA hybrid ribonuclease activity.
AUGAAGUUGAAUAUAGGGGCUAAUUAUGAUCUUUGGAGCAGUAAGGUUGGUUUUCUAGUUUGGGAAGUGUGGAAAGCAAGAAAUCAAGCAGUGCAUCAGAGGACUAGUCCUAAUCCAACAGCAGUGAUUCACAAAGCUAAACUAAUGGAACUAGAAUUUGCAGAAUUGGAAGAGGAACCAGCGAAGCAUUCAACUAGUGUAAGAAGGUCAGGUAGCAGGGUUACCUGGAGACCGCCACCGGCAGGAUGGAUCAAAUGCAAUGUUGACGCAGCGGUCGUUGAGACACGCUCUGCAGGAGCCACAGCAGCGGUAUUCAAAGACUCUAACGGAUCCCUUCUCACAGGAAUCAACUCCACAAUAGUCGCCACUUCGCCAUUAGCUGCGGAAGCAUUAGCGGUUAGGGAAGCUCUAAUUAUGUCAAAAAAAUUUCAGAUGGAGAAGGUUAUCAUAGAAUCAGAUAAUCAGAUACUGGUUCAAGCCUUAAAGUCACAUGCAUCAAUUGCAGAUAUUCAGGUUAUACUAGAUGACAUAUUGUAUUUAGUAAAAGGCAUGCCUAAUUGUGGCUUUACCUGGGCACCCAGAGAAGCAAACUUAUUAGCGCAUGAAGUCGCCAAGCUCACAGGGAGCUUUUUGGGAGCUGUGGCGAAUUGUAUAGGUGCUGUGGAUAAUAACUUGGCGCUCCAGGUUACUGGUAGAAUGGUGAAGUUGUGUCUGUUACAUGUGCGAAUAACUAGCUUGAGCAUAAUCUAUGGAAUUGACGAGUUGUACACAAGAUGGGAAAAGGGAAUUGCUGCAAGGGAAGAAAAGUGCAGCGCCUCUCUUGCACAAUGA